UGUUAGCAGCAACCUGCCAUGGGAUGUCGAGCAGCCCCCUUGGCAUAGAGCUUUGCAAUGUGGUGCACGGUGUUUUUCUAUGUACUUGCUUCAACUUUGUUCUGGUCUAAGCCAUUUGCUGCGCUGAAGCUUGGGCGGUGGUGCCCUUUGACAUCCUUGGAAAAACAUCAGCUUGCUGGGAAUAUGGGUCUUCACUGGACCGGCAUCCUUUGUCACAGUGGAGGAUCCUCCAGCUGCGACGCUGGUCGAACAGCCGGCAUUUCAGGCUUCUCGGAAAUGGCUUCCUGCAUGUCCAUCAGAGCCUGUGAUGCCAUUGCGCUACCUGCCAGUGAUCCAGCGGAUUGUGGGUCAUGCAAGGUGUCGCCAAAGCCUUCGGUCUCAUUCCACAAGGUUUCCUUGCCUCACCGACUCCAGGGCCUGGUUUCCAAGUGGAUCAAAGAUGGAUCAAAGAAGGAGGAAUGCGUGGAAGUUCGUCAUAUUCGUCAUCAGAUAUCCAGCCGGUACCUCUGCAGGCUGAGAUGGACUUCAUAUAUGUGGCGCCAGUAGCGGUGAGCCAAGUACACGUGGCAUUUCCCAUCUCUGCCAUUUGGAACGGAUGACCCGCAGCAUCUUCUUCAAGGACUUAGUUGUCGUCAUCAUUGGCCAAACCUGGCAUGCAGUCGUGCAUCUGAGCUUGGGAGGUAAAAAGUCAUUAGGGUUCACAAUCACAAGGUGGAAGAAAAUCCCAGCCCAAAGUGGUAAGCAUGGCAGUGAUACUUUCCAGGGAGCCAUCACUGGGCUACGG
Molecule: messenger RNA, 784 nt
Organism: Cladocopium goreaui
Lineage: Eukaryota; Dinophyceae; Suessiales; Symbiodiniaceae
Source: the annotation of a GenBank genome assembly